Musa acuminata subsp. malaccensis (wild Malaysian banana) is the source of this 982-nucleotide messenger RNA. Its product is annotated as sphinganine C4-monooxygenase 2. Gene Ontology annotation, molecular function: iron ion binding; oxidoreductase activity. The record is from RefSeq and is a predicted model, not a curated record. NCBI's taxonomy places the organism in Eukaryota, Viridiplantae, Streptophyta, Magnoliopsida, Zingiberales, Musaceae. Gene Ontology annotation, biological process: lipid biosynthetic process. Gene Ontology annotation, cellular component: endoplasmic reticulum membrane.
UCGCAUUAUAUAUCGAACCUCAUAACUGUCAUCUUCUCUAUCAGAAGAAGCCGCCAUGGCUUGCAUGAUUUCAGAUGAGAUGCUGGGGACGUUCGUACCUGUUCUGGUUUACUGGGCCUACUCCGGGCUGUACGUGCUGGUCGGAUCCUUCGACAAGUACCGGCUGCACUCAAGGAAGGAGGAAGAAGCCAAGAACUCAGCCUCCAAGGGGAAGGUCGUCGUCGGCGUCCUCGUUCAGCAGGCGUUCCAAAUCGCUGUCUCCCUCCUCCUCUUCACGAUGGCUCCCAAAGCCGAGGCGACCACCGCGAAGCCUUCCAUCUUGGUGGUGGGAUUGCAGUUCGCGGUGGCGAUGCUGGUUCUGGACACAUGGCAGUACUUCAUCCACCGAUACAUGCACAUCAACCGGUUCUUGUACCGCCACAUCCACUACAAGCACCACAGCCUCAUCGUGCCCUUCGCCUACGGGGCUCUGUACAACCACCCGCUCGAGGGGUUGCUGCUAGACACGGUGGGCGGCGCCAUCUCCUUCCUCGUCUCAGGGAUGACGCCUCGCACCGCCAUCUUCUUCUUCUCCUUCGCCACCAUCAAGACCGUGGACGACCACUGCGGGCUGUGGCUUCCGGGGAACCCGCUCCAUGUGUUGUUCAGCAACAACAGCGCCUACCACGACGUCCAUCACCAGCUCUACGGCGGCAAGUACAACUUCUCCCAGCCAUUCUUUGUGGUGUGGGAUAAGAUUCUGGGGACUUACAUGCCGUACUCGCUGGAGAGGAGGAAGGAUGGGGGGCUUGAAGCAAGACCAGCAAAAGACUAGCAUUAGGGAUAACAUUUCUUCAUACAUCUUGCCUGCAGUUCAUCCCGCCAACCCUGUGGAUGCAUGUAUUCCAUAUUCUAUCAAAUUAGAUGAUAACCAUUAGAGCAGUCUGUUGUGGACAAUAAAAGCAUGAAGAAAUGAGAAAGCCAACAUAUAAUAUUUCUGCAA